Diabrotica balteata is the source of this 2582-nucleotide messenger RNA. The record is from the annotation of a GenBank genome assembly. NCBI's taxonomy places the organism in Eukaryota, Metazoa, Arthropoda, Insecta, Coleoptera, Chrysomelidae.
GGAAAACAUAAGUAAAAAUUCAUAGAUUUUGUUUUGCAAUAGGUUCUAAAAAAAUUUCGUGUCAUCAAAAUAUAUUUUUUAUAGGUCAAAUGAAAUAAUACGUGUCUCUUAAUACGUCUUACGCUAAGUGAUAAACAUGAAUACUCGCUCAUCUGCAAGAUUAUCUUUAAAAAAUAAAGGACAAUCAUUUAGAGAGCUUCAACAAUUUUUAAAUUAUUUAAGUGAUUCCAGCUCUGACGAUGAAAGUGACGAUGGUUUAUGUUGUGAGUCCCUAUCAACUCCAAGAAAAACAAAAUCAAAAGCAAAGUAUGACGAUAGUGGAACACCUCCAAAGCAAAAGAAAUUAGAAGCCAAAAGUCCAAAUAAUAAAUCUACUGUUAGAUCUACUACGAAUACUCCUUCGAUUCAAAGAUUAGCUAUUACAAGCCCAAAGAAACCAAAGUCAACAAGAAAAAGCCUUUUUAAAGAAAAUGACACAAAGAAAUCUGCACAAAAUAAGAAAAUAGAACCUAUUUUAAUAAAUUCAGAUUCUGAAUGCACUAGUGAAGAUGAGGAACCUUCAAAAGAAAUACCAAAGAAUAUAAAUGCAUAUCAGUCUGCUAGACAGGCACUGCAUGGAACAGCUCCUACUGAAAUGCCAGGUAGGGAAAAGGAGUUAAAGGAGCUUAGACAAUUUAUUGACAAGCACAUCAAGAAUCAAACUUCAGGUUCACUUUAUGUAAGUGGACCACCAGGAACUGGGAAAACUGCAUCUCUAAAUAUUAUUCUACAAGAGAAAAAUUUGGUCCCCAAUGUAGACCAUGUAUAUGUCAACUGUACUGCUAUUAAAUCUCCUACAGCCAUUUACUCACGAAUUUGUAAAGAAUUAAAUAUCAAAGUAGAUGGUAGAAGUGAAAAAGACCACCUGCUUCAAAUUGAUAAAUAUUUGAAGAAAAAACACAAAACAAUUUUAUUGGUACUGGACGAAAUUGACCAAUUGGAAAGCAAAAAUCAAUCAAUCCUGUACACAAUUUUUGAAUGGCCCUCGAAACCAAAUGCUCAUAUUUUGUUAAUAGGAAUAGCAAAUGCUCUUGAUUUGACUGACAGAAUACUUCCUAGACUACAAGCUCGCUGUGAACUUAAACCUACUCUAAUGCAUUUUGCUCCAUACACCAAACCUCAAAUUAUUGAAAUUUUUACCUCACGACUGAGAGCAGCUAAUGUGUUGGACAUUUUCUCACCGGCAGCAGUGCAGAUGUUGGCUGGUAAGAUAGCAGCGGUUUCUGGAGAUAUUAGAAGGGCAUUGGAUAUAGGAAGAAGAGUUGUAGAAUUAGCAGAACGAAGCAGGAAAACGGGUGCUUUGAAAUCAGUAGAAAAUCUUGCCAAUCAAUUGGUUGAUGAAGAAACUAAGACUGUAGACCUGAAACAAGUAUUAACUGUUUUGAAUAGUGUAUAUGGCACCUCCCAGAAUCUAGACGAUCAUACCGAAGACUCUUUUCCACUUCAACAAAAGAUUAUUAUCUGCUCAUUACUCUUAAUGCUAAAAAAGAAUAAAAGCAAAGAUGUUACGAUAGGAAAAUUACAUGAAGUUUAUUGUAGAGUUUGUAAAAAGCGAAAAAUUGGUUCUGUGGAUCAAACUGAAUUAGUUGGAUUGUGCUCAUUAAUAGAAUCCAAGGGUAUAAUAACUGUAAGUGGAAAAAAAGAACCGAGGUUAAAUAAAGUCAGUAUGGUAUGGGAUCAAGACGAAGUCACAAAUGCUUUAAAAGAUAAACAGUUAAUUUCAGAUAUUUUACAAGACGAAUCUUGUUUGGGAAAAUUUUAAAUUAUUUUAUAAAUUUACUGAGUUUUAAGACUGGAAGUCAUUGUACAAUUGUUUGAACAUAUGAGAGCGACAGUUUUUAAAUUUUAUUCUUUUAUUUGAUUCGUUUUAAGUAAGAGAUUGUGAGUUCAAAUCCUGUAAUGGAUCAUUUUCGUUUAUAAUUUCUUAUGGGAUCUGCGAUCCAAGCCAAUAACACAUUAUAUAUUAAUGUAUAUUAUUUCCUAUGGAGUUAUUUGCAGCUUUCUGAGAUCCAAAACUUUAGGACUUCUAAUAAAUGUUUGUCAGUAAAUUGAAGGUCUUACAAAAUCAGAUCCUAUAUUUUUGGUAUAAUUGCUGAUGCUAAAGCAUUUUUUUGCUAAAGCUAAAAACACGGGACAAUUUUAGUGCAUAUCUUAAAUCCUGAAUAAAUUUUAUUUUUUAUAGAAAUUAAGAUGUGAAGCUACUAAAUGGUAAUUGACCACAAUGUACUAAUUUGUGUUUUGAGAAAAUCUGGUGAUAAAAUUGUCUAAUGAAAUAGUUUCACGAUGGUGGUUUACUCCUACACUUUUUUUUUUCAUUGUCUUGACAUUGUCAUUUUAGACAUUGCCUUAAAAUAUUUUAAAAGGAACUUUCUGUAAGUUUUCUUUUUGAAAAACUUAGCUCCUGUGUAGUUAAAAAUAAUUGGCAUAAUAUUUUCCAUUUUCAGUUUUAAAAGAAAAAUUUGAAGUAUAUUUAAGUAUUGCUGUAAAUAUAUUUUUAUUGAACUUAUUUAUUUUACAAAUGUAAUUUUUUAAUAAAAGUGAUU